AUGAAAACUUCUUGCCCCGUAACUUGUCGGAAAAAAUGCAGUGAGAAAUUAGCAGAAGAUAUUCGGCAAAGAAUUUUUGAUAUGUUUUGGAGUAUUGGAGACCACUCAAGACAAUGGGAUUUUUUGGCAAGAUAUGCUGUAAGAUCUGACAAAAAAAGAUUUACUGUGGAUAAAGAAAAUUCAAAACGUCUUCACACUAUUUCUUAUUACCUUCCAAGCAGUCAAGGAGAUAAUAUUGAGUCUACAAAAAUAUCGGUUUGCAAAACUAUGUUCCUAAGAACCCUUUCUAUUAGUUUUAAUUUUGUUUAUACAGCUUUAGAAAAGUCCGAUAAAGGAAAUGGAUUUGUUGAAGCAGAUCAGCGUGGAAGGCAUAUUAAUCAUCCAAAGAUUAUUAAUGAAGAUAUGGUUCGCAGUGUUAUAGACCACGUUGAAGCAUUUUCUCCUGUACAAUCACAUUACACUCGCCAAAAAUCGAGUAGAAAAUAUCUUGAGAGCUCUUUAUCCUUCCCAAAAAUGUUUAAGUUAUAUAAUGAAUGGUUUGAUUCUAAUAAAUACUCUUCUAAAGCGACUACCGUGAGACAAUACCGAGAUAUCAUUAAUAAAAAUAUCAAUAUAGGUUUUCAUAAACCCAAAAAAGAUGUUUGUGAACAAUGCCACAUUUACGAAAAUAACAAGCAAGUUACACAGACAGAUAAAGAGAAGCAUGAAGAGCAUUUGAAAGAAAAAGAGAAAGCAAGAAAAAUUAAAACAAAAGAUAAAGAAUUAGCAUUACAAAAUAAUGAAAUUCUUACAGCAGCAUUUGAUCUUCAAAAGUGCCUUAAUGUACCCCACGGGAACGUAAGUACUUUUUAUUAUAAACGGAAACUUUCCUUGUAUAAUUUCACGAUAUUCAAUCUGGGAUCUCACCAAGGUUAUUGUUUUUCAUGGCAUCAACAGACAGCAAAGAGAGGUGCAAAUGAAAUUUCCAGCUGUGUUUUUAAGUUUAUAGAGGAUACGGUGGGUGAAGGAGUCAAAGAUUACCGGUUCUGGUCAGACAACUGUGGAGGCCAAAAUAGAAACAGAAUUGUGUUCCUAAUGUAUAUGUUAGCUAGUUCGAAGUUUAGUGUAGAUAUCAGGCAUCGGUUUCUAAUAGUGGGUCACACGCAAAAUGAAGGCGAUAGUAUGCACGCUUUAAUUGAAAGACAGACGAAAGAUAAAAUACUUUAUACGCCUGAUCAAUGGUAUACAGCUUUUAGAUUUGCCAAAUCCGAUGAAAAGCCAUACAAAGUUAUCGAAGUGUCUCAGGAUUUAAUAAAAGACUUCAAAUCAAAGCUAAAACUUAUAAACAACUGGACAACUACUAAUGAUGGAUCUAAAAUGCCUUGGAAUAAAGUAACGGAAGUAGUAGUUAAAGCAGAAAAUCCAUUUAGAGUGUUUUAUAAAACGAGUUACCAAGACGAUGCUUACAAGUGGAUAGAUUGUGUAAAGAAACUUAAAGCUACACGAAAUCGAAGAGAAUUGAAUAUUGAUAUAGAUAAUAUUUCUUUAGCUUAUCAGACACCCAUUCCUAUAGACCAAAAUAAGCACAAAGAUUUGAUGGAUCUUUGUAAAACGUUGGUAAUUCCUAAAGAGUAUCAUUUAUUUUUUAAUAAUUUGAUUUCAACUAAUUCUAAUGCAGCUGAUGACAGCGAUUCAGACUGA
Molecule: messenger RNA, 1680 nt
Organism: Parnassius mnemosyne (clouded apollo)
Lineage: Eukaryota; Metazoa; Arthropoda; Insecta; Lepidoptera; Papilionidae
Source: the annotation of a GenBank genome assembly